ACUUAUUUCGUUGUGAUUGUUUCGAAUUAUUCGUUGCCUAUAUUUACAAAGUGCAAUGGCUAUACCAGAUUAUAAACUUAGUUCUGUUUUAUGUGGUCAUUCUAUGGAUGUUAGAUGUGUUGCAACAACCAAAGAAUUCUGUAUAUUAUCUGCCUCUCGCGAUAGAACCGCUAAAUUGUGGCACCCGGAAGGAGUAAAAGACUUUGUAAAUGUAGUAACUUAUAAAGGACAUAGUAACUUCGUAUCUUGUGUAUGUUGGUUGCCGCCGUGUGAAGCUUUCCCUGAAGGCCUGGUUAUAACGGGUAGUAAUGACAAUACCAUACUUGGUUAUAAUUUGCAAGAUGGAGUUGUUCAAAUUAAUUUGAAAGGUCAUGAAAAUGCAGUAUGCAGUGUAUCUCCAGGUCAUGAUUUUGGAGUUCUAAUAAGCUCUAGCUGGGACAAUACUGCCAGGGUGUGGAAUUUGAACACUCCACAAAUGUCCCCAGUUAUAUUAAAAGGGCAUGAAGCAGCAGUGUGGGCAGCCCUUGAACUUAGAAAUGGUACUCUUGCUACAGCAUCUGCAGAUAAGACUAUAAAAUUGUGGAGAAAAGAUGGGGCACUUCUUAGUACUUUAACAGGUCACACAGAUUGUGUACGUGGUCUAACUGUAGCAAGUGAGGACAGCUUCCUCAGUUGUUCAAAUGAUGCCUCUAUUAGAUUAUGGACGAAUAGAGGAGAAUGCCUCAAUACCUAUUAUGGUCACACAAAUUAUAUUUAUAGCAUCAGUAUGAACCCUGGCAUCCCGCAGGGCUUCGUGAGCUGCGGCGAGGACGGCGCGGUGCGCGUGUGGGCGGCCGGAGACUGCGUACGCUCGCUCCGGCUGCCCGCGCACUCUGUCUGGAGCCUCACUUGCCUCGACAACGGGGACAUAGUCACCGGUUCAAGUGAUGGUUUGGUGCGUGUUUUUACAAAAGACCCCGCGAGAUAUGCAGAUGAAACAAUGCUCAAACAAUUUGAAGAAGAAGUACAAAAAAUGCAGGCUGCCUCUCAACAGGAAAUUGGUGGAUUCAAAUUAUCUGAACUGCCGGGGCCCGAAGCACUAUUAGAGCCUGGUAAGUCUGAUGGACAAACAAAGUUGGUUCGUCGUGGUGAAAAUGUUAAAUGCUACUCUUGGAGCAACGCUGAAAACACUUGGAAUGAAAUUGGUGAUGUAAUGGGCGCAAAUCCUCCUAGCGAGGGUAAGACUAUGUAUCAAGGCAAGGAAUAUGAUUUCGUGUUCAGUGUCGAUAUUAAAGACGGCGCCCCUCCCAUCAAACUACCUUUCAAUAAGACUGAAGAUCCAUGGGUGGCUGCUCAAGCAUUCAUACACAAAAAUGAUCUACCCCAAGUAUAUUUAGAGCAAGUCGCCAAUUUUAUAAUCACAAAUGCGAAAUUGGAUUCAUUGCCAGCUACGAGUAAUGGGUUCGCCGACCCGUUCACGGGCGAGUCCCGCUACGUGCCGGGCGCCACCGCGCCCGCCGGCCUGCCGCCCCCCUCCGCCGCCGACCCCUUCACCGGCGCGGGCGCCUACACUACCGCCAGCGCCGCCGGCGCCGCGGACAAGCCGCUAGUGCCUCACGACGCGUAUAUACGAUUCGACCAAGCUAACUUAAAAGCAAUACACGAUAAAUUAAAGGAGUUCAAUAGUAAAGUAGGCGAUGGUCUAAAUGCAUUUACAGAUGAACAGAUAGAAAACAUUGUUAAAUUAGGUGAAUUGAAUUGUAAGUUUAAUACUGAAACAGUUAACUUACUGAAGAAAAUGCUAGAGUGGCCGAAAGAAAUACUCUUCCCUGUUCUCGAUAUUACAAGAUUAGCGGUUAGAAAUAAAGAAAUAAAUGGACAAAUAUUUGACACAAGUUACGGACCAAACUUUGUGAAAUACCUCCUCACGCUGCUUACCCCAGGUAAUCUGGCCGCCAAUCAAAUGCUCGCUAUGCGCGUGUUGGUGAACGCUUUCAGCGACCUGCCCGGCGAGAUGUUGGUGCUGGCUGCGAGAGAGAGCGUCACGCACGCCCUCAUCUGUCUCGCUCAGCUCAACAACAACGCUCAGGUUGCAGCGACUUCAUUAUUACUAAACUUGUCAGUGGCUCUCGCGCAGCAAAUCGAUAACGUAGAGCUAGCUGAAUGUAUCAUUGUUUUGUUGAAUAAAAUCACUGAUAAGGAAGCUUACUUUCGGGGCUUGGUAGCACUCGGGACCAUAUUAGCUGAAUCUCCAAACAAGCUUGUGAUACAAACGAAAAUUGUCUCAAAUACUCAGCUACAAAACAGGUUGAAAAAAGACAGUUCAACUUUUGAUCCAGACUUUAAGAAGAUAUCCAUUUGCUCUUUACAAAUAUUGAAAAUGUUAUGAACGAUAAUAGUGAUACUUAUGUCGAUAGUAUAAAGGCUGGUUAUUUAUUAACUAAUACAGAAAAUUAUUUUACAGCUUACAUACAAGAACAGUUUGUUUGUUUUUAAUGACGUCAAAUAAUAUCAUAAAGUGAUCCUUAAAAUCAUAGCAAUAAUAGGCUAUUUGUUAAUAUAAUGUUAAUAUACAAUACAUCAGAAUAAAAACUAUGCAUCGGCUAA
Molecule: messenger RNA, 2586 nt
Organism: Vanessa atalanta (red admiral)
Lineage: Eukaryota; Metazoa; Arthropoda; Insecta; Lepidoptera; Nymphalidae
Gene: Plap
Product: phospholipase A-2-activating protein
Exons: 16
Coding region: 56-2368 (770 amino acids)
Biological process (GO): ubiquitin recycling; proteasome-mediated ubiquitin-dependent protein catabolic process
Cellular component (GO): nucleus; cytoplasm
Molecular function (GO): ubiquitin binding
Source: RefSeq, a predicted model, not a curated record